UACGGCACGAAAGGGAAGGUCCGCCUCCCUGCACUUCACAUCGCUGCACGCAACGAUGAUACUCGCACUGCUGCGGUCCUCCUGCAGAACGACCCCAACCCCGAUGUACUUAGCAAGACUGGUUUCACCCCUCUGCAUAUUGCAGCUCACUAUGAAAACAUGAGUGUAGCGCAGCUGCUACUGAACAGAGGAGCAAAUGUAAACUUCACCCCGAAGAAUGGAAUCACACCUCUUCAUAUAGCCUCCAGAAGGGGCAACGUGAUGAUGGUCAGUUUACUGCUGGACAGAGGAGCUCAGAUCGAUGCCAAAACAAAGGAUGAGCUGACUCCUCUUCACUGUGCAGCCCGGAACGGUCAUGUUCGCGUUAUUGAAAUCCUACUGGAACAUGGUGCUCCCAUCCAGGCCAAAACUAAGAACGGUCUGUCCCCAAUUCACAUGGCAGCUCAGGGGGAUCACAUGGACUGUGUCCGGCAGCUACUGCAAUACAAUGCUGAGAUCGAUGACAUCACACUGGACCAUCUAACCCCGCUUCAUGUAGCAGCCCACUGCGGUCACCAUCGCAUGGCCAAAGUCCUACUGGACAAAGGAGCCAAAGCUAAUUCUCGUGCUCUGAAUGGCUUCACACCUCUUCAUAUUGCUUGCAAGAAGAACCACAUGAGGUCAAUGGACCUGCUGUUAAAGCACUCUGCUUCCUUGGAAGCUGUCACGGAGUCUGGUCUCACUCCUCUUCAUGUAGCAUCAUUUAUGGGCCAUCUAAACAUUGUAAAGAACCUGCUCCAAAGAGGGGCUUCACCUAAUGCUUCCAAUGUGAAAGUGGAGACACCCCUCCAUAUGGCCUCUAGAGCAGGACACUGUGAAGUGGCUCAGUUCCUGCUACAGAAUGCAGCACAAGUGGAUGCAAAGGCAAAGGAUGACCAGACACCCCUACACUGUGCGGCUCGAAUGGGCCACAAAGAAUUGGUCAAGCUGCUCCUGGAGCACAAGGCUAACUCUGACUCGGCUACAACCGCAGGUCACACGCCCUUACACAUCGCUGCACGUGAAGGACAUGUCCACACCAUACGGAUAUUAUUGGAUGCGGGUGCCCAGCAGAUCAAGAUGACAAAGAAAGGUUUCACUCCUCUCCAUGUAGCUUCUAAAUAUGGAAAAGUAGAUGUAGCAGAGCUUCUUCUGGAGAGAGGCGCCAACCCAAAUGCAGCAGGAAAAAACGGUCUGACACCCCUUCAUGUGGCCGUCCAUCACAACAACCUGGAUGUUGUUAAACUCCUGGUCAGCAAGGGAGGAUCUGCACACAGCACUGCCCGAAACGGUUACACUCCUCUGCACAUAGCGGCCAAGCAGAACCAGAUGGAGGUGGCCAGUGUUCUGCUUCAGAAUGGAGCGACCCCAAAUGCAGAGUCCCUCCAAGGCAUUACGCCCUUACACCUGGCAUCACAGGAGGGGCGGCUGGAUAUGGUGGCUCUGCUUAUCUCAAAACAGGCAAACGUAAACCUAGGAAACAAGAAUGGACUGAUCCCUCUGCAUCUUGUAGCUCAGGAGGGUCAUGUGGGCAUAGCAGACACUUUGGUAAAACAGGGCGCAUCCGUCUAUGCUGCUUCACGGAUGGGCUAUACCCCCCUUCAUGUGGCCUGUCACUAUGGCAACAUCAAGAUGGUGAAGUUCCUUCUGCAGCAGCAGGCUCAUGUUAAUGCCAAAACAAGGAUGGGCUACACCCCUUUGCACCAGGCAGCUCAACAGGGGCACACUGAUAUUGUCACCUUGUUACUAAAACAUGGAGCUCUGCCUAAUGAAAUCACAUCAAAUGGAACAUCUCCCCUUGGCAUCGCUAAGCGACUGGGUUAUAUUUCUGUCAUUGAUGUGUUAAAGCUGGUUACUGAGGAGUCUGUUUCCAUGAUGACCACAGAGAAGCAUCGGAUGAGCUUUCCAGAGACAGUAGAUGAGAUUUUGGAUGUUUCCGAAGAUGAAGGAGUUUGCCAGCUAACUUUAGGAGAUGAAUUGCUCGGGCUGGAUGGAGCACGCUAUUUGAAACUUGAUGACUUCAAAGACCAGGAUGAUGACUUUCUCUCCCCAAAGAAAACCCUCCGAGAUUUUGAGGGUGGCACGGGCACUACGCCAUACUCUCCUGCUAUUCCCAGGAUUCCCUGUGUGUCACCGGAGACAGUGCAGCUCGACCAGCACACGCCCAUCCCUUUACCAAAAGAGUAUGAUGAGGAUUCCCUUAUCCCAAGCAGUCCAGCUACAGAGACCUCAGACAAUGUCAGCCCUGUGGCCAGCCCCAUUCACACAGGGUUCCUGGUGAGUUUUAUGGUGGAUGCGCGUGGAGGAUCCAUGCGAGGAAGCAGACACCAUGGCUUGCGGGUGAUCAUCCCUCCCCGCACCUGCGCCGCACCGACACGCAUCACUUGCCGUCUUGUGAAACCCCAGAAACUGACAACGCCUCCUCCACUAGUGGAGGGGGAGGGCUUGGCUAGUCGGAUCAUCUCUCUGGGCCCUUCCAGUAUGCAGUUUCUGGGGCCUGUGAUAGUGGAAAUCCCCCACUUUGCCUCAUUGGCCCGAGGAGACCGGGAGCUUGUGGUCCUCCGAAGUGAAAAUGGUUCAGUCUGGAAGGAACAUCGCAAUCGCUAUGGAGAUGAAGUGCUGGAAACUAUUUUGAAUGGCAUGGAUGAAGACUUGGAGAGUCAAGAGGAGCUGGAGAAAAAGAGGAUUCGGCGAAUCAUCUCCACCGACUUCCCCCUUUACUUUGCGGUAGUCUCUCGCAUUCAGCAGGAAAGUGAUCUUAUCGGCCCCGAGGGCGGCCGCCUCACCAGUAAGCUGGUGCCCCAUGUGGAGGCCAUCUUUCCUGAGACUGCCGUCACCAAGAGAGUGAGGCUAGGAUUGCAGGCACAGCCAAUCCCUGAUGAACUGCUAACUAGGCAGCUUGGGAAUCAGGCAACCUUCAGCCCCGUGGUUACCAUCGAGCCACGGCGGCGGAAAUUUCACCGUCCGAUUGGACUGCGCAUUCCUUUACCACCGUCCUGGAGGGAAAGUCCACGAGAUGCAGGCGAGGGAGACACCACCAGCCUGCGUCUCCUCUGCAGUGUUAUAGGUGGAACAGCUCCAGCUCAGUGGGAGGACAUUACUGGAACCACCAAACUGAUGUACGCAAAUAACUGUGCCAGUUUUACCACCAACGUGUCUGCAAGAUUCUGGCUAGCAGACUGUCCACGUACAGCAGAGGCAGUGACCUUUGCCAAUUUGCUGUACAAAGAGCUCAUGGCUGUCCCAUAUAUGGCAAAGUUUGUUAUCUUUGCAAAGAUGAACGAAGUGCGAGAAGGCAGAUUGCGUUGCUACUGCAUGACAGAUGACAAGAUGGACAAGACUCUGGAACUGCAUGAAAACUUCACAGAAGUGGCUCGCAGUCGAGAUAUUGAGCUUAUGGAGGGCAUACCGCUGCACUUGGAGUGUUCUGGGAAUUUAGUGCCCAUUCGGAAGGCCACUCAGCAGCCUCGUAGCUUCAGCUUCCAGGCCUUCAGAGAUAACAGACUGCCUGUUUCUGUCAAGGUCAGGGAUAGCAACAAGGAAGCCACCGGGUUUCUUUCUUUUCUGAGGAAAUGCACAAAGUACGAGGAUUCGCAACAUGUCCUGUGUAACCUUAAUAUAACUAUGCCACCUUGCGUCAAGGUUGCUGGGAGCGAGGAACGCAGGCGAACUUUAACCCCUCUUGCCCUAAGAGAGCGCUACAGUGCGCUGAAUGAGCCCGGUGUAGCUUCAGUGAAUGCCAUGGAGAGGACUGAGAUCAAAAUCAACAUUAUAUCUGAUCAGCUGGGUUUGAGCUGGGCAGAGCUGGCACGAGAGCUUCAGUUUAGUGUUGAUGACAUCAACAGGAUCCGUGUAGAAAAUCCAAACUCCCUGUUGGACCAGAGCUCCGCCCUGCUCAACCUGUGGCUCAGCAGAGAGGGAAAAAGGGCCAAAAUGGAGAGCCUGUACACUGCUCUAAAGAACAUUGACCGAGCAGACAUGGUAUCUUCUCUAGAGGGUCAGGCCCCACAGCAGGGGCCUGGGUCUUCAGAAGAGGGUGCCUGUCGUCUGGUUGACAGAGACUCUACAUUGCUGUCCCCCCGUGUCAUUAAUGAGAUCACGGACACAAGGCCAUCACGCCUAGUGCACAAGCCCAGAGUUAUUAGACCCCCGUUUUUCAGAAGGGGUUAUGGGCUGGUGCAGGAGGAGCUUGUGUCCCCGGCCUCUAUGCAGUACAGCUUGCACUCUCCAUUGGGUGUGGAGCCAUACUGGCAGGAAGUUUCAAGCCUGGAGUGUGCGCCCAUUGCCACCACGGAGGAAGACACAUUAAUGGAGAUGUCGGAUGUUCAGGUGUGGCCAGCAGGGGUCAGCCCCUCACUGGUCACAAUUGAGGACUCGUCACUAGAUGGUAGCAGUCGAGCAGAUGACUCAGAGGGCGCCACGCUCUCUUUACCGUGCAGCUUGGGACGCCCAAGCAGUGGAGCCAGUGGGGCCAGCGGUUCCAUCAUGGAGCUGGAGGAGGAGGAGGAGGAGGAGGGGGGGGGUGAGGUUGAGGAGGAGGAGGUGCCACAAGAGCCAACAAGUGCACUGGCAGAAUGGGACAGGUUGAGGGCCAGUGGCGCUGUUCCCAAGGUCAAUCUGAACGGGCAACUGGGAGGUCAGAGGUCAGACGCAAGGAGAGGGGAUGGUGUGGCAAUGGGAGGAGGAACUAAAGGAGGAGCUGGUGGUGCAGGGCUUGGUUUAGUGGAAGGCAUUUCUCUUGUUGCAGGCCAACGGGUGUAUGCCCAGCAUGGUGAGCCAACUGGGCUGAGUCAGCCACCAGAACACAACGGGGACAACCGGAUGGUGGGAGGAGGAGCAUUUCAGCCAUAUUUACCAGACAAGGACUCCCUGCAAGGCUGGGUGGGCUCGGUAUCAUCAGGACAUGACGGAAGCGUGCCAGGCUUACACGCAGCCCAGCAGGCCCUACUGACUCUGAAAGAACAGAAGGAUGAGUAUUCGGCUGAAGCAAAAUUUGUUGAAGAACGUGAAAUUGCGCUCUCUAGAAAAGUGGGGGUGGAUGUAAGAAAGGGUGCUCAGUCAUUGCAGCGCACCAGUCUACGGAGAGUUAAACACUGAAAUUCACAUACUGCCCGGUCCUUCAGGACCGGAAACCCACAGCCAAAACACCCAGCACAAAAACACGACCAGACCGAAGAGGGAAAUGAAUAACAAGAAGAAGGAGAGCAGAGGAAUCUAGAAAAUACGCACAGACAACCAGAAACAUCCUCAACCUGUGAUCACGAAGCACCACAAAACAUAAGACGUCAAGAACAUAAAGAGGAAUUGAACUUGUAGUUUUAUAUCAUUUGUAAAGAAAAAUAUAACUAAACAGAGGCAUGAUGAUUCAUUUUUAUACAAAAAAGUCUAUAAAUGUUCGUAAAACAACUAUGAAAAAAAAAAGCAACAAAGUGCUUCCUGUGAACUGUAAUUGCAUGAUAACUGCUGGUGCAUGCCCUUUGACCUUUUGAACUGUCAUUAUCUACAAACUGAAGGAGUAAAAACUAAAGGUACAAAGGCCGGCCCGGGCAUGGAUCACAGGCCUUUUUAAAGGACCUCAUGCCACGUAACUGGAGCGGUUUGUGCAAGCUGAGUCCAAUGACACUGCAGCCAAAAAAAAACAAGCCCGUCAAAGGAUGGCUGUGUAUGCAGCAAAGCCUCUGCUGAGCCUACCAAUGCUUCUGUCACCGGACCCUUUUUCCUCUUAUUCUUAAUGUGAUAUAUGCACUCUAUGCUCUGUGGACAUGUGCGUGCGUGUGUGUGUUUAAAUUGCUCUGCGGCAUGUGUUUCCUUGCUUCAAGCUCAGCAUUGAGCCUCGCCUCCCAAUUGGCUUGUUUUCUCUGUGAUGUCACACCGUGCUCGACCUCUGUUAAGGGAAAGGCGCUGGCUCUUUCCUGCUUGUGAGUUUCUGUCUGCGUGUGUCAAUGUUUUUAUUUAGAUUUAUUCUUAGACAAACUCGCUUCCCUUUUGGUACCUGUCUGCUUUGGUUCUUCACUUUUACUUCGGUAGAGAACUGAAUCUCUUUAAUUCCCUCGUGUUUUCAGGGGUAAUAUGUUUUAAAGACAUCGGAAUGUUUUCCUUGGAAUAGAGUUGGUUGCUUGACGGCAUUGCACAGCAGCUCUACGAUGAAUAUCAUGACGUUUUCCUUCCUUAUUUGCUUUUUUGUCAUUUCCUAAUUUUUCUCUGUAGCAUAUCUCAUUUUGAGCCAACAUAUUUAUUAGUAGCCCUCGCCUAUAUGCAGUAAAAAUCACAGGUCUCUUCUAUCCAUCUAAAAUGUUUGUGCUCCAUCUUUUUUUAUCUAUUUGGGUCAGCUACAGCACCUCACUGUCAAAUUUGUAUUUAUCCAUUCAACACAAAAGAAAUAGAAUGAAGAAAACGUGGAGCAUUUGGCUUAUAAGGGGAUUUUUGGAGAAUUCAUGAGUAAUGUUGUAAAUGUAAAGCGUGGACAGAGAGGUAGCACUGUGACUGUCCAGUUAUCACUGACCCCAGACUCGUGAACUUUCUGUACAUGUGACUUACAAAAGUAUUAAUAUCCUGUGAACUCCCUCACAUUGUUUCUUGUUAGAACAACUCAUUUGAAUGUAUUUUAUUGGAAUUUUAUGUGGAACUAUGGUGAAGCACAAACUAUUGCAUAAUUGUGAAGUAGAAGAAAACGUUUAUGUGGUCAAAACGUUUUUUUACAAAUAAAAAUCUGAAAGGUG
This is a messenger RNA of Girardinichthys multiradiatus, 6737 nucleotides long. RefSeq names its product ankyrin-1-like. Gene Ontology annotation, biological process: signal transduction. Gene Ontology annotation, molecular function: protein binding. Lineage: Eukaryota; Metazoa; Chordata; Actinopteri; Cyprinodontiformes; Goodeidae. The transcript has 39 exons. The record is from RefSeq and is a predicted model, not a curated record. The coding region runs from base 160 to 5115 and encodes 1651 amino acids.